GAGAUCCUUUGCGUUUCCUCUUUCCAGCCAGCGCCUGAGAAUGGGUAUCUCAAGGGACAACUGGCACAAGCGCCGCAAGACCGGAGGCAAAAGGAAGCCCUACCACAAGAAGAGAAAGUAUGAGUUGGGCCGCCCUGCUGCCAACACGAAGAUCGGACCCCGUCGUAUCCAUACUGUAAGAGUCCGUGGUGGAAACAAGAAAUACCGUGCUCUGAGGUUGGAUGCCGGCAACUUUUCCUGGGGCUCUGAGUGUUGCACCCGCAAGACCAGAAUCAUUGAUGUAGUGUACAACGCAUCCAACAAUGAAUUGGUUAGAACGAAAACCCUGGUGAAGAACUGCAUUCUCCUUAUUGACAGCACCCCUUACAGGCAGUGGUAUGAGGCUCACUAUGGCGUGCCUCUUGGGCGCAAGAAGGGAGCCAAGCUUACUCCCGAGGAGGAAGAAAUCCUGAACAAGAAGAGAUCAAAGAAAACUCAAAAGAAAUACGAUGAGCGCAAAAAGACAGCCAAGAUCAGUCCGCUCUUGGAGGAACAGUUCCAGCAGGGCAAGCUGCUUGCCUGCAUAGCAUCCCGACCUGGUCAGUGUGGCAGAGCUGAUGGAUAUGUCCUGGAGGGCAAAGAGUUGGAGUUCUACCUUAGGAAGAUUAAAGCCAAAAAGGGCAAAUAGAUACAUCUCCCCACCUGUUUACUUCAAAUAAACAGAACUUUAUUAAAACACAA
Molecule: messenger RNA, 720 nt
Organism: Spea bombifrons (plains spadefoot toad)
Lineage: Eukaryota; Metazoa; Chordata; Amphibia; Anura; Pelobatidae
Gene: RPS8
Product: ribosomal protein S8
Exons: 6
Coding region: 41-667 (208 amino acids)
Biological process (GO): translation; maturation of SSU-rRNA from tricistronic rRNA transcript (SSU-rRNA, 5.8S rRNA, LSU-rRNA)
Cellular component (GO): ribosome; cytosolic small ribosomal subunit
Molecular function (GO): structural constituent of ribosome
Source: RefSeq, a predicted model, not a curated record